GUGAUCGACUAUCAAUUGUUCGCCGAAUCGACGUUGAUUUAAUUUGUAGUGGUGUUUCAACUUGAUAUGUACAUUUCUUUGAGAAUAAUUCUUCUAUACUUCUUCUUUUCAUCGGGCAUAAUACUAAAAUCCAAAGUUGCUGAGGUUACAGUAAAAAUACACGAGAGACGCUUGCUACCUUGCUCUGAGUCCAGUGAUCUAGAAAAUGUUGAGCAUAUCGCUUGGUUCCGCUGCUCCACGGCUGAUUGCGAACUAAACUGGAACAAGCUCCGGAUAGCGCAUGUUCAAAAUGUGGAAGAGACAAUUGCCGAUAACCCAAACUUUGACGUUUUCACCAACGGAACCUUACUUAUAAGGAAGGUACUACCAGUGGAUGAUGGGAAAAUGUUUAUUUGUAAAACCCAGAAGACCUUUGAAGGGGUAGGAGGGUCCACCACGAUCCUCAAUAUAAAGAAAGAACCCCCAAAAUUAAUACCAGAGAGUCCUCUGGAGGUUCAUGUCAUUGAAGGAAUGGAUCUUCAUAUGGAUGCUGGAGUUCAGGGUUAUCCUUACCCCUGGGUAUCUUGGAGCCAUAAUGACCUUCUCCUUCAGAAUACUUCGAAUGUCGAUUCACAAACAAGUCUUAAAAUUCGUAACGUCACUGUAUCUAAAGGUGGACUUUACACUUGUUACGCCAAGAAUUCAGCUGGACAUCAUAUCCUCACCUUUAAAGUUUAUGUUGAAGGUCAGGCGGUGAGGACAACUACAGGAUUAGAUAUCCAAACUCCAUCAUCCUCACCAACAUCGGCCUUAGACAUCCAAACUCUGUCAUCUUCAACAACAUCAGGGGGCUCGAGUUUCGCUGAAUGGAAAAUUGCUCUAACAGUGGUCGGUCUUCUAUUGUUUUUGAUGGGAACAAUAGGAAUCUUUUGCAUUCUCAAGAAAAAGAGGAUACCGGCAAAACUACAGUUAUGCAGGCUGUGCCGGAGAUGCAGAUACAUAGUAAAACCGUAACGAACCGUUUUACUUCUAUUUUCCAACUUUUUCGGAAAAGUCUGACAUGCAUUUUUUUACCCGUCUAUAUUAAGUAAUCUGUUCAUUAGCUCUCGUCAAGAGAUUUUGAACUAUUUGUAUUCUCUGUCCUUGUCUUACAUUAUCCAUUUUCACUAAGGAAAAUACAAAUAAUGUGCAAAUUAGGUGUAAAUAUGAAUGGAUAAUUGGGCUUAGUGGACUGCAGUUUCUAUUGGUAAUUGAACUGAGUGGAGUGCAGUUUGGUCUGAAAUCAUCGGUGUGAUUUCAUAAACUCGCAGCGCGAGUUUGAUUGAAAUCACAAGAAUGAUUUCAUAUCAAAAUUACAAGACACGAAGUUUAAUUACCACUCUAUUACAUCCAUUUUGAAAUAGCAAAAUUCAGCGAGGCAAUACAAGGUAUUUUCAUUCUGUUCAAAUAUUUUAUUGAUCCAGUAUAUUGAGCCGGUUUAUAAAAAGUUGCAAAAGGUGUCAUUUUCUCGCGAUUUGAUUGAUUUUUUUGAACAGGCCUUGAAAUUUGAUUGAUCGUCAUGUUUUAGUAAAGCUGGGGAAAAAAUGCCAUUAAGAGCAUAAAAUGAUGUAAUUUGAUAAAAAAAAAUUACACUGGAAAGAGCCAAACAGAUUGCAAGGAUCACAAGUGAUUUGAAAAUGGAUGCAAUAAAGGCUGCAAUUGGGCGAGGAGUUUCAAAUUGGACAAGCGCAUAGCGCGAGGCUAAUUAGAAAUCACGAGCACGAUUAACCCUAAUUUGAGCGAGAACAGAUGAAAUCGAACUGAUAGGACUUGAAAAAGCCAUAUUAGGGAGUGUUAGGAACCACUAAGAGAACAUCAGUU
Molecule: messenger RNA, 1839 nt
Organism: Pocillopora damicornis (cauliflower coral)
Lineage: Eukaryota; Metazoa; Cnidaria; Anthozoa; Scleractinia; Pocilloporidae
Product: neural cell adhesion molecule 2
Source: RefSeq, a predicted model, not a curated record